Molecule: messenger RNA, 1044 nt
Organism: Helianthus annuus (common sunflower)
Lineage: Eukaryota; Viridiplantae; Streptophyta; Magnoliopsida; Asterales; Asteraceae
Exons: 1
Coding region: 1-1044 (347 amino acids)
Source: RefSeq, a predicted model, not a curated record
AUGGAAAAUUCUAAAGAUGUUGAUGAUGUUGAUGUCACUAUACCGGUUGCUUCGGUCAGACAGGUCCAAGAUAGGUUUGCUAAUGUGCUGUUUGGGUAUUUUUUGGGAAAGAGAUUAGCGUUUCCUGUUGUUGACUACUAUGUUAAAAAUAGAUGGGAGAAAUAUGGUUUACAAAAGUCGAUGAUGAAUGGGAAGGGAUUCUUUUUCUUUAAGUUCAAUUCUAAGGAAGGAAUGGAUCAAGUGCUGCAAGAUGGUCCUUGGCUGAUUAGGAAUAUUCCGCUAUUUCUGAAACAAUGGUCUCCGAAUACUGAACUAAAAAAGGAAGAAUUGAAGAAAAUUCCAGUAUGGGUGAAAAUGCAUGACGUCCCUUUGGCAGCCUAUACGGAGGACGGACUGAGUUUGAUAGCAUCGAAGAUUGGUAACCCGAUGGUACUUGACAACGAAACGACUAAAAUGUGUAUGGACUCGUGGGGGAGAAGUGGUUUUGCUAGAGCUAUCAUAGAGCUGGAUGCCGAAAAGGAGUUGAAGGAUAGUGUAACUGUUGCUAUACCAAAUAUCGAGGAAGGUGGAUUCCUUAGAAGUAACAUCAGGGUUGAGUAUGAAUGGAAACCUCCAAAAUGCUGCACAUGUAAUGUAUUUGGUCAUGGUGAGGAUGAAUGUCCGAUGAGGACCAAUGAUAAACCUGAAAGAGAAGGGAACGAGAAGGAUAUGAUGGAUGAUCAGGGGUUUCGGAAUGGGAAUAGCAGGAAAAAAACUAUGAAAAAGCAAUAUCAAGUUAGAGAGAAACAGAGAUUUGUGUAUAAACCGAAGAAAGUGGUAGACAAGGCAGACUCGAACAAACCGAGUUCUUCAAAAGGCCCCAGUUUUGUUACUAACAAUCCGUUUAAUGCUCUAAAUGAAGAGGAAGGUGAAGGUGAAGUGGAACCGGAUGAAGUAAGAUUGAACACGGAUGAUGGUAUGCCAAAAUUCAUGGAAGGUAAUCAAGAUGAUACUUCUACAAAAACAGGUGCAAGCACACCUGCUGAGAAGGUUAUCAAUGGAUAG